This is a messenger RNA of Ruditapes philippinarum (Manila clam), 948 nucleotides long. RefSeq lists its product as uncharacterized. The record is from RefSeq and is a predicted model, not a curated record. NCBI's taxonomy places the organism in Eukaryota, Metazoa, Mollusca, Bivalvia, Venerida, Veneridae. The transcript is spliced from 5 exons. The coding region runs from base 43 to 849 and encodes 268 amino acids.
CAAAAUGUCGCCCUGGAGAAAGACACUCUAGCAUCAAGUAUAAUGUAUCCGACUUGGCCGUCCAGCAAUGCCGUUGAUGGCGACAUAGGUCAGUAUGUAGGUGACGGCGCUACAUGUGUGGCUACAAAGACGGAACUGAACCCGUACAUUAUCAUUGAUCUUGGAGCAGAGUAUAUACUGACAUCCGUCAAGAUUUACAAACAAGUAGAUGAUGGAAUCGAGUUGAAUAUUCAGCUUUUACUGAUGGAGAAAACUUGGACCAGUUAUGGAAUUUUUGAAGAGACUAAAAAGCUGCUGAAACCUUAUGUUGCCACAAGAUUAGUUCGACUACAGGUAUCAGAAGAGGUUCCAGUUGUCCUUCGUAUAUGUGAGAUGAAGGUGUUUGCGCUAUGCCAGGAAGGGACUCAACUGAGGGAUUCUGAAAAAGUUAUACACGACCAAUCCAAACCAUAUAUGCAGAUGAGAUUUUCCUUGUCGAACAAGUACAAUGAUGUCGUGAAAGAAGAGGCAGCGUUUGUAUAUUCAGUGAAACAGGAAUUGGCCAUUUUAACAAACUUCUCAGAAGCCAGCUUUCAAAACAUGAAGGUGCAAAAAGAUCCAUUACAAGUAGAGUUGGAACUUCAUUCGACAGAUGGCGAUUUAAAGAAGCUGAGUAAAAUGUUGGAGACGAUAGACAUGUUAUGUGAACAUGGCUUGGAGAUGACGACUGAAGAUGGCAGUGAACUGACAAUAAUAGCAGGUAGCUUACAGUAUCACGUGAUGUAUACAGGACAUGCAGGUGCCUUGCUGUAUAGCCCUAUGCUUGUUGCAGUCUCCCUGCUUGCCAUUGCGAUGUCAAAUUUGUAUUAAACAUGGAGUAACUUCUAGGAACUGUAAUAAGCUUCAAAAAGACACAGAUUAUUGAAUUUUGGCGAGUUUGUGAUCGAUGUGGUCUGCUUUUGUUGUGAU